Molecule: messenger RNA, 2086 nt
Organism: Lolium perenne
Lineage: Eukaryota; Viridiplantae; Streptophyta; Magnoliopsida; Poales; Poaceae
Product: protein IQ-DOMAIN 29
Molecular function (GO): protein binding
Source: RefSeq, a predicted model, not a curated record
GAGGCGUGACUGAGCGGUGGUUGGCGCGGAUAGACACAGAGAUAGAUAGAGAGGUAGCUGCCGACGGAAGGGAAGGGAAGGGGGUUUCUUUCUCCGCUCGGCGCACGGCGCGUCCUCCUCCUCCGGUCCAGAAUCUCCGGCGUCUGGGCUGCUUAGGCUACCACGAUGGGGAAAUCCCCGGCCAAGUGGAUAAAGUCGGUGCUCCUCGGCAAGAAGUCAUCAAAGUCCAGUUCUGCCAAGGCAAAGGAUUUACUGCCGAAGACUGCAAACGGCAAUGGACACACUGCUGGGAAGGAGCCUGAACUCUCUGGCAAUUCUCCUGUGAUCUCAGAGCCGGUACUCGUCACCAAUGGAAUAUCCAACUUGGCCAACGGGAGCGCAGUCAGAAACAUGGUCCGAAAUGGGUCUGACACGCCAAUUAGUCCCGAGAAACUGAGGGAAGAACUGGCAGCCACCAAGGCACAGGCGGCUUUUCGAGGUUACCUGGCACGCAGGGCAUUCCGCGCGUUAAAAGGUAUCAUAAGACUUCAGGCACUGAUUCGAGGGCAUCUUGUAAGGAGGCAGGCUGUUUCGACACUUCGCGCGACAUGGCUGAUUGUAAAGUUUCAAGCUCAAGUUCGUGGAAGAAAUACUAGACUUUCUAAUGCUGCCAUGCAAUUAUCUGUGAAGUUUGGACGACGUAACUUUGGGGGUGAUAAGUCGUCGGAUGCAUGGAAGGAGAAGCUAGCUUCAAAUGCAUAUGUCCGAAAGCUUUUGUCUUCGUCAACUUCCGUACAAGCUCUUCACUUUCAAUAUGACGAGAUGGACCCCAAUUCAGCCUACAACUGGCUGGAGAGAUGGACAAUAGGCUGCAUCUGGAGACCUGUUUCCAAACCAAAAAUAGUCGCUGAUGGGAAACCACAAGUAAAGAAGGCCAGUUAUGCCAUGGAAACUAAAUCAGCAAAGUUAAAGCGUAAUGUUCGGAAGUUUUCUGCUGCUACAGUUGAGACUCAAACAAAUACUGUUGAACCUGAAAAAUCAAAAAGAAAUCCAAGGAAAUUCUCUGGAUCGCCUGCUGAUUCAGUACCAGAUAGCCAGUUAUCUGAACUUGAGAAGGUUAAAAGGAACCUUAAAAAAGCAACUAACUCCAUGGUUGAGGCCUCUAAGAUAUCUAAUUCAAAGGCUGAUGCCUCGAAGGUACCAAAUUCCAUAACUGACGAGCCAAAGAUAUCUGAUUCCAUGGCUGACUCCUCAAAGAUAUCCAGUGUGGUGAAUGGUAUCUCUGGCCAUCACGACAAUCAAUGUGAGAAACCACUGCAGAGUGCAUGUGAGGCUUCGUUUCCUCCUGAAACUCACGAUCCUCACAGUAGCGAUCUUUUGGAAAAUUCAAAUAUGGAGACACCAUUCUUAACUGAGGAAACAUCUAAUGAACCUAGUAUACUCGCUCAAGCAGAUGAAGUCAUUGAACUGCGAAACCUUGAUAAUGGAGAUGAUACCAUAGAAAAGAAAGAAGAAACUAGGUACAAGGAAGAGCCUCUGUCUAAUGGACAAGUUAGAACUAAGAGGAGGUCUUCAUUCUCUAAUUCAGAAUAUCCAGAGAGUGGAACCAAGAACACUCCAGUUCCACCAAGGAAGCCAAGCUAUAUGGCUCCAACAGAAUCCUUAAAGGCAAAAUUGCGAGGACCACCCAGAUUAGAUUUUGAUCUACCGGUUGACAAGAAUGGCUUCACCCGCCGCCAGUCUCUUCCUUCUGCUCCAAACAGUAAAGGAGUCAAAACGGAAUGGAGACGGUGAAGAGGCUAUCAAACUUCCGCCUGAAGCUUUUCUCCAUCUGAACAGUGCAAUGUUGUGGAUGAUGUCUGCUGCUGUCUAACUCUCUUUGUCCUUGUUGUUCUGUCUAAGUUGUAAAGAUACUCCGUCCGUCCUAUGAACAGUGAGUAUAUUUUUAAUGAUUUAAUGCCUGUGCUGAACUAGCUUGUGGUGAUCUGUCCAGUGCUUUUUCGUUCGACUUUCAUAUGAUUCCCUUGUGCCACGUACCAUGUAAAAUGUACAACUACAGUUAUUUGGCUCAUUUGUGUUGUGACGACGACACAGCAGACUUGCAUUA